Molecule: messenger RNA, 759 nt
Organism: Rotaria sp. Silwood1
Lineage: Eukaryota; Metazoa; Rotifera; Eurotatoria; Philodinida; Philodinidae
Source: the annotation of a GenBank genome assembly
AUGUCAAAAGCAAAAUCGAAUAACUAUAAAUCAACGACAACAACAUCAUUAACUGAAGAGAUAAAAGUUGUUGUUGUUGGUGAUGGUUAUACAGGCAAAACAACAUUAUGUAUUGUUUAUAAAGAUGGAGAAUAUCCACAAGAUCCAUAUGUUCCAACGAUAUUUGAGAAUUAUGCAGCAACAGUAACAUUGAACAAUCGAAAGUAUAUUCUAAAUUUAUUUGAUAGUGCUGGACAGGAAGAAUAUGAUCAACUUCGUAUAAUGGCAUAUCCGAAUACAAAUGUAUUUAUUCUUUGUUUUUCUAUUGUUGAUCCUGAUAGUUAUUCGAAUAUAUUAAGUAAAUGGAUACCGGAAUUAAAUCGUUAUGCACCUCGUGUACCAAUAAUACUUGUUGGAACCAAACUUGAUUUACGUAAUGAUCCAUCAACACUUGAACAAUUAGCUGAAAAAAAUCAACGACCAAUAACACAAACUCAAGGUGAAUAUUUAGCACGUGUAUGUUCAGCUAAAGCAUAUUUAGAAUGUUCAUCAAUGUUAAAUUUUAAUAUACGAAAUGUAUUUGAACAAGCUAUUGAAACAUAUAUUUUAUAUGAACAACGAUAUCGUCAUGGAAUUAGUAAUGGACGAAGAAUAUUAUCAUCUAAAUUUCAUUCAUGUUCAUGGUUUAAUUCAUUAGUAUGUUGUACAAAUGCAUCUCGAACAUCAUCGAAAAAAAAUAUACGAACAAAAAAAGAUAAACAAAAUCGUUAUUCAAUGUAA